AUAUGUAUCUGAGAAAUUAAACAUUUUCAUAUGAGAAAUGUACGAACAUUCGCUAUUUUAAGCUUUUCAUAAUCGAAGAAUUUAUGUAAAAAUAACUGAUGAUUAAAUAUUUCGUUAAAUAUAUACGCGAUAAAGUAUUUUCAUAUAGACGUAUUUCAGGUACCAUACAGCCUUUAAAGAAAAAAUAAAAGUAAUAAUGUCAGAGAAAAAGUCAAAUAUUUUCGAAAGAUUUAUCAUUUUUAGCGAAACAGACACCAAAACGUUGAAGAUAUUCAGUUAUGGAAUUGCUAGUAUAAGCUUAGUGAUUGCACUCUAUCGAAUUAGACCUUUUGCCAAAUUUAGAAAACCAUCCAGCAUACCAUCUCACUUUUUACAAAAAAAAGUUCAACUUCAGGGUACUGUGAUACAUAUAGAACCAAAUUAUGGAACACUUUUAAUGGUUGAUCACAAACCAUUAAUAUCUUUGCCUCGACUAAGUAGUCCAACAUAUUUACCAAUUAAAGUAGCUGGUCUUGAUGUAACAGCUAAUGGUAUUAGUUGGUUGCAAACAAUUGUUAGUGGAAAAGAAAUAACUUUUAUUCCUUUAGCCACAGAAAAGGACUAUGUAACUUGUAUAGUAUCUAUAGAGCGAAAUGAGAAACAAAUAAAAAUUGGUGAAGAAUUAGCAAAACUUGGUUUUGCUAUAGUAGCAAAAGAUUCUCCAAAGACAUUGAUACAAGAUAAAGACAUCGUAAGCUAUCAUAAGUGUUUAUUGAAAGCACAAAAAUGGGCACAAAAUAAAAGAAAUGGACACUGGCAUUUUGUUAAAAAUCCUACGAUUUUAUGGCGAAUCCAACAGAAUUUAAAUAAUAAGUUGAAAUCAAUACUGCCUACAUUUAUAGCACAACAACUUAAUAUUUAACUUCAGGUUCUUAAUUCUUCUAAUUUUAUAAAUCUUAAUUUAAAAAAAGCUUAUAUACCUUUUUGUAGUAUAUUAAAAAUAUUUAUAGUAAUAGUAAACAUAUAGCAGUUUUAAACAUGUACUUAAAGGUUUAAAAUUUUAAGCUUGUUUCUGCAGGAGCAAUAACCAAAAUCAUAGAAGUAAAAAACAAUAUUUAAAAAAGCAAACAUUUAUUUUUAUAUCAGUUAUACAACCUUACCAAAUUCUAUAUAAAAUUAAGAACAUUGUUUAACACCAUUCAUGUUCAAAAUUAAUCUGCAUAUAUAAUACCCAGUUAAAGACAAAUAUAUCUGCAAACAUUUUGCAUCAAAGAGUAAUGCAUUAUUGUUAUUUUCAUACAUAUAUUGUGUAUAAUAUGUAUUAUACUCGAAGUAGAAAAAUAUCCUAGAUUACAUACAAAAAUAGAAAUUAAAAAUUUAAUGGAAGAUUCACACAUGGUAUCUUUAUAAUCACAGAAAACAUUUGAAUUAAAUGUGUAAUUUAUAAGCAAAUGUGAUCUCUAAUAUAAAUUAUUUUAUUUAUAGAACAAUUA
This is a messenger RNA of Bombus impatiens (common eastern bumble bee), 1472 nucleotides long. RefSeq lists its product as uncharacterized. Bases 197 to 901 code for a protein of 234 amino acids. The transcript has 5 exons. Lineage: Eukaryota; Metazoa; Arthropoda; Insecta; Hymenoptera; Apidae. The record is from RefSeq and is a predicted model, not a curated record.